Messenger RNA from Clupea harengus (Atlantic herring), 3935 nucleotides. It is a transcript of the gene mafa, whose product is annotated as MAF bZIP transcription factor a. Gene Ontology annotation, molecular function: RNA polymerase II cis-regulatory region sequence-specific DNA binding; DNA-binding transcription factor activity, RNA polymerase II-specific. The record is from RefSeq and is a predicted model, not a curated record. Gene Ontology annotation, cellular component: nucleus. NCBI's taxonomy places the organism in Eukaryota, Metazoa, Chordata, Actinopteri, Clupeiformes, Clupeidae. Gene Ontology annotation, biological process: regulation of transcription by RNA polymerase II.
CCUGACGUCAAGGCAGCUAUAAAACUCAGCAAUGCUUUUAAACUCAUCUGCUUCGUGAUCCUUUUAAAAUUCUCUUACGAGCCUGGGCAAUUUCAUUGUUCAAGCCUGCAUUUAGCAUAAUUCUGACAACUCUCAACUCUACCGAUCUACGGAAUGCUGUCUUGAACAGUUAAAUGUUUGAAAUACAAAGCCGCCGAAAUUCUUAUGAAAAGCGAGGAAAAAGAUUUCUACACGCUGAGCUCCGAUGCAUCUGUGCAUUAGACUCUGCAAAGGAAAACUAAUAGUUGAGAGUUAGGACAGCGUCGCCGGAAAGCCUUGAAAAGCUUUUUACUAAAGAUAAAUACAUUUAACAACAUCAAGCUGGCUCACACUCUUCCAAACCAGUCCAGUUUGACAGCUGCUCUUCACCCCCUUUGGAGGACUGUCAACAGCAAGAGGAUGGCAUCAGAACUGGCAAUGAGCAACUCCGACCUGCCCACCAGUCCCCUGGCCAUGGAAUAUGUUAAUGACUUCGAUCUGAUGAAGUUUGAAGUGAAAAAGGAGCCGGUGGAGCCCGAUCGCAGCAUCAACCAGUGUAGCCGCAUGAUCGCCGGGGGAUCCUUGUCUUCCACCCCGAUGAGCACGCCUUGCAGCUCGGUUCCCCCUUCUCCAAGCUUCUCGGCGCCCAGUCCGGGCUCGGGGAGCGAACAGAAGGCACACUUGGAGGAUUUCUACUGGAUGACCAGUUAUCAGCAGCAGUUGAACCCGGAGGCUCUGGGCUUCAGCCCCGAAGACGCAGUAGAGGCGCUGAUCAACAGCAGUCACCAGCUUCAGACAUUCGAUGGCUAUUCUAGAGGGCAGCAGUUUGCCGGUGCAACCGGGGGAGGAGGCACCAUGGCCGGGGAAGAGAUGGGAUCAGCCGCCGCGGUGGUCUCCGCAGUUAUUGCUGCUGCAGCCGCACAGAACGGAGGUCCACUCCACCACCACCACCACCACCAUCACAAUGCCGGGCACCAUCAAGUACCGGGAGUCUCGAACCACUCCGGGGGAAGCCACCAGCACAUGGAUUUGGAUGACCGGUUUUCGGAUGAUCAGCUGGUGUCCAUGUCGGUGCGAGAGCUCAACCGGCAGCUACGGGGGGUCAGCAAGGAAGAAGUAAUCCGGCUCAAACAAAAGAGGAGAACCCUCAAAAACAGAGGCUAUGCCCAGUCCUGUCGCUACAAGCGUGUCCAGCAGCGGCACGUCCUGGAGGGAGAGAAGACCCAGCUCAUUCAGCAAGUUGAACACCUCAAACAAGAGAUCUCCAGGCUGGUCCGGGAGAGGGAUGCCUACAAGGAAAAAUACGAGAAGCUCAUCAGCAAUGGCUUCAGAGAAAACGGAUCCAGCAGUGACAACAAUCCUUCCUCCCCGGAGUUUUUCAUGUCGUCUCGGAAGUUUCUUCACCUGUGACCUGAAAGCCUUCUCCUUCCUCACCCCGCCCUUGCAGACUGAGAUAACAUGGCAACGGAAUGCCGAGGCAGAACCAUGGCAACGGAAUGCCGAGGCAGAACCAUGGCACAGGGCCUCCCACAAAGCACAACCUUUUCGAGAAAACCCCCCCCCCAACCAACCCCAACACCGACCCAUCUGAAGAAGAUGCAAAGAGAAGUGAAGAGGGACCUCCUCCUCCCCACUCCGUCUCGACUCCCAGUGGUACUCCUCCGUGCCUCCUCCUGCUCCACUUCUCCUCUCCUUUAUUUUACCUUUGGCCUUUUUCUAGAAAAACGAACAAAAACAAACAAAAGAAGGAAGAAAAAGAAAAAAAACAACACGUACACCGAGAGACAUCUGAUUAUAUCAAAAAGAUUAUUAACUGGAAAUACUAUUUUCUCUUCAGGUGCGACUCCUCCAUGCAUGUUAUGGUAAUGAAAACAUCUAGACAUCCAUUUACCUCAUCGUAAGGGGACAUUCUGAUAAGACUGACCCUGAGCGCAUUUUCAGUAACUGUAAAUACGACUCUUCACUACUCUGUUACCGUUUUCCAACACAGAUGAUCAGAAACCCAUGUAUAUGCCCCACUCUGUAUAUUUUCCCAUUUGUGUGAAUGGAUUUUUCCCUCUUUACUGUCACUGGAGUCAUUACUUUAUGUUGACUAUUAGCAUAGAAAGGAAGUCUUCCAGAACUAUACCCAACAUGUGUGAUGUACAAUAGCAUGGACAAAUAAAAUGUAGUGCAUUUCCCAGAUGCAUUCCUUGUAGAUUAAAGCCACACGAGUCAAUAGAAGCUCUUACAUAUCUUAGUUACUCAUUUCAUGAUGCCAACAAAUGCAUUUUUAAGAUCUGUAUAUUUACAUAAAUAUACAGUAUAGAGACAUUAUUAGAUGGUCACCUAAUAUAGUUUGAAAAUGGCUGUCCUGCAAGGUCGAUGUUAAAUAACAUUUGGAUAGACUUACUCUAUACAUGUUAUAGCAGCUUAAUUUUGCCCAAAUUGGCGUCAUACUGUAGCAGAUUGACAGUUGCUUGUAAAGUCUAGAUGGCUCUGAAAGGCUAUGUAAGGCUUUCAAAAUAGAUUGAUAAGUAGAAUAGGAGAGAGACUAAAGUAAUUGUGAGAGUUCUCUUCAGCAGACGUAUCUCUGCAUAUAUGGGCCAUCUUAACCUUAUACCUGUGUCCAAAAAGUCAUGACUCCUCAACAAAGAACCCCACACUUGUAAAUGGAAUGAGUUCUUUCCUUUGUCUUUACUUUAAGUUUUUCCUGAUUUGUUUCCAUUCUCUGUCUGAGUUAUUCCUUUGUGGUUUCAUGGUGUUGGAGGACCAUCAGCUACUUGUGGCUCCGUUGGUUCAGAGAGGGCGCCUUUAUCCAGGAUAAGCAAUAGACGAGUGAUCUUGAACCUCCCUCUGCCCAAAUCCAGUGAAGCAAACCAACACGCUUCAAGGCAACGAACUACGACUCCAAACUUGGCUGCUGGAAUGGAACAAGAACGGCAAAACUCACAUCACCUCACUUCUCUCUAUUUAUCUGUCUCUCUCUUUAUUUCUUUAUUUCUUUCUUUCUGUCCCUCAAUCUCUCUCUCUCUGUCUUUGUUGUAUAAAAAAGACAAAAAGAUAAAUACGUCACCAUGGACAGACAUUAAGACAUGGACGGUUGCCGCUGUGUGCUGCCAUGACUGGUGUGGCGAGCGUAGAGCCUCUGCAUGAAAUGCACGCAACGCGAGACGACCAUGAACGCAUUGUCAUCCUCCCCCUCCGUCUGCAUCCUCCUCUACCUCCACCUUCGCAUCCCAGAGACUCUGGCCUGGCCAAACCCCUCGUGCAUGAGCCCAGAUCGACAGUCCGUGAGGGGCGAAAAUCGGUCCAUCUAUUCUGCUUUGGCUGGAACCACUAAGCAAUUGGACUAAACGACAAAAACAACAUGGGGGAUAUGGGGGAUAUGAUCUUGUACAUAUGUAAAUGUCUCACUUGUACAGAGAGAACUUUUUAGCUGUGAAGGCUUACCUGCACGCUGACAUAGAUGAGAGAACAGUAGCAUGGACAGCAGUGUUGUUAUUAGUCUGGGGUAGGAGAGAGAGUCCAACACACCAUCUUGUUUCCAACACAACAUCACCAAAAACGCCAAACGCAAGAAACAUUUGUGACCAACCUGCCUUUCAAGCUAUGCAGACAUUUGUUUUUUUUGUCCGGAUAUAUCAAUUACGGAGCAUGACCCUGUCCAACUUGUGUUUUUAAAACAAAAACCUCAACCAAAGAAUGAAAGCAGAGGCCAACUGCGUCAGUCAUGAAAGUGGUGAAGAUGAUUGGCCAGAAACUGUCAGUUUGUGUUCCGUUCAUAGGGAUUAUCUCACAGUCAACACCGGCUUGCCACAGCCUUGAAUUUGGCUUAGCAAACAGCACACCAUAACAGCCAAACCUUCUCUAGUUAGGGAAGCACAUUGCUAAUUCUGAAGUAAGGAAAGCCAAAAUGAGAUAAAAAAAAAAAGAAA